This is a messenger RNA of Telopea speciosissima, 855 nucleotides long. RefSeq names its product probable WRKY transcription factor 49. Gene Ontology annotation, biological process: regulation of DNA-templated transcription. NCBI's taxonomy places the organism in Eukaryota, Viridiplantae, Streptophyta, Magnoliopsida, Proteales, Proteaceae. The record is from RefSeq and is a predicted model, not a curated record. The transcript is spliced from 3 exons. Bases 15 to 800 code for a protein of 261 amino acids. Gene Ontology annotation, molecular function: DNA-binding transcription factor activity; sequence-specific DNA binding.
UAUUUCACCAAGUCAUGGAACCUGAAGCUGAACUUGGUCCCUCACCAGAGACCAUGAUCAACCACCAGGUCUCAUCAACAGUACUAGACUACUCCAGAGACGACAGACCCACCAUGGAAGCUAAUGUGGGUGCAUCAUCCUUUGCAAAUUUGGGUGAUCAUGAAUCCAUCUUACAAACCAGAAGUUCCAUAUUAGAGACGGGGUACUUGAUGAAUAAGAUUGAGAAUAAAUAUACUCUGAAAAUUAAUAGCAGUGAAAAUGGAAUGAUAGAAGAUGGCUACAAAUGGAGGAAAUACGGGCAGAAAUCCAUCAAGAACAACCCUUUUCCCAGGAGUUACUACAGGUGCACGAACGCAAGGUGCAGUGCAAAGAAGCAGGUGGAGAAGUCAAGUGAUGAAUCAAACACCUUCCUUGUCACCUACGAAGGCCUCCAUCUCCACUUCACCUUCUCACACUUAUUCCCAUGUCAAACCCACGACCCUUCCUAUCCACCCAUUAAAAAACCCAAAAAUCUCUUCCUUGAAGCCCAAGAAACACAAGCCCAUGAAGAGCCUACACCUGUGAUUGCUCCCAUACUGCCAAGCCCAUUCACCAAUGGGCCACAACAGAUGUUGGUCAGUGCAGAAGAGAGCCCACAAGGAUUGCUCGAGGAUGUCGUGCCGUUGCUAAUUCGAAAUCCAACAAUCGGUUUCCCUUCUUCAACUUCUUAUCCAUCAUCCCCUCUUUCUCCACCCUCUUCUUCUUCCUCCCUUUCAUGGUCCCCUAGUUGUUCUUCUUUUAUUGAUCUCCAUUCAAAGUGAUAUGUAUUGGGCUUCAAGUACUUGUCUGUUGUCGAAUAAGCCCAAAUAGUGGCCU